ACUCCUCAGUAGAGAUUGGGAAAGGCAGCAGAAGAGAAGCCAAACGUUCAAGCUGAUAAUUCAACAGAACUUUUCUCUGAAUUGAGGGCUCAGAGUGGAGCCAUCAUGAGCGAUGUUACCAUUGUGAAAGAAGGCUGGGUUCAGAAGAGGGGAGAAUAUAUCAAAAAUUGGCGGCCAAGAUACUUCCUGUUGAAGACAGAUGGUUCUUUCAUAGGGUAUAAGGAGAAGCCCCAAGAUGUGGAUCUACCAUAUCCCCUCAACAACUUUUCUGUAGCAAAAUGCCAGCUAAUGAAAACAGAGCGACCGAAGCCAAAUACAUUUAUUAUUAGAUGUCUUCAGUGGACAACUGUCAUAGAGAGGACAUUUCAUGUAGACACUCCAGAGGAACGGGAAGAAUGGACAGAAGCCAUCCAAGCUGUAGCAGACAGGCUUCAGAGGCAAGAAGAGGAGAGAAUGAACUGUAGUCCAACAUCACAGAUAGACAAUAUAGGAGAGGAGGAGAUGGAUGCUUCCACAACUCAUCAUAAAAGAAAGACAAUGAAUGAUUUUGACUAUUUAAAACUACUGGGGAAAGGCACUUUUGGCAAAGUUAUUUUGGUCCGAGAGAAGGCAAGUGGAAAAUAUUAUGCGAUGAAGAUUUUGAAAAAAGAAGUUAUUAUUGCAAAGGAUGAAGUGGCUCACACUCUUACAGAAAGCAGAGUAUUAAAAAACACUAGACACCCUUUUUUAACGUCUUUGAAAUAUUCCUUCCAGACAAAGGAUCGUUUGUGUUUUGUGAUGGAGUAUGUUAAUGGGGGAGAGCUGUUUUUCCAUUUGUCGAGAGAGCGGGUGUUCUCUGAGGACCGCACACGCUUCUAUGGUGCAGAAAUUGUCUCUGCUUUGGACUAUCUGCAUUCCGGGAAGAUUGUGUACCGUGAUCUCAAGUUAGAAAAUCUAAUGUUGGAUAAAGAUGGCCACAUAAAAAUUACAGAUUUUGGACUUUGCAAAGAAGGAAUCACAGAUGCAGCUACUAUGAAAACAUUCUGUGGUACACCAGAAUACCUAGCUCCUGAGGUAUUAGAAGACAAUGACUAUGGUCGUGCAGUGGACUGGUGGGGCCUGGGAGUUGUCAUGUAUGAAAUGAUGUGUGGGAGAUUACCAUUCUACAACCAGGAUCAUGAGAAACUGUUUGAACUAAUACUAAUGGAGGACAUAAAAUUCCCUCGAACUCUCUCGUCAGAUGCAAAGUCAUUACUUUCAGGUCUCCUGAUAAAAGAUCCAAAUAAACGCCUUGGUGGAGGCCCAGAUGAUGCAAAAGAAAUUAUGCGGCACAGUUUCUUUGUUGGAGUAAACUGGCAAGAUGUAUAUGAUAAAAAGGUGGUGCCGAAGCUCCAUGUGCCGGUUCCUCAUUUCUUGACAAGAAUUCUACAGAAGCCGCUUGUACCUCCUUUUAAACCUCAAGUGACAUCUGAGACAGACACCAGAUAUUUUGAUGAAGAAUUUACAGCUCAGACAAUUACAAUUACUCCACCUGAAAAAUAUGAUGAAGAUGGUAUGGACUGCAUGGACAAUGAGAGGCGACCACAUUUCCCCCAGUUUUCCUACUCUGCAAGUGGACGAGAAUAAUUUUUUUUAUUUUUUUUUUGUUCUGCUCCACUGUCAUCUUAGGUUUAUCACUGAAAACGAUUCCUGAACAUCACCACCAGUACUAGCCAUGAAGAUUGCAGGGCACUUUCAGAGGUCAUUCAAAAUUGAAAAGUUCCCUCCCUCUCCAACAGGCCUUUUUGUUUUUUGCAUGAAAUUUUGUAUCAGUUUGAGGUCUCCUCCCAUUGCUGCUCCCACUGUCUCAGUAUAAUAGCAACGUCAAGAAGUAAUUUUGAAAUCUUUUGAAGUCAGACGACUUACAUCCUCCAUUGUAUACAGUGGGGGCUAAAAGAAACAUGUUGGUUCCUAAUGCAUUUUCUCAUUUCUUCUAGAAGACAAAUCAGAAUUGUAAUUAGUCUAAAAAGACGAGUUUAUAAUGUUUUCUUGCAGCUGUUUGUGCUGGUCAGAACAAAGAAAGAUAGGGGGUGGUGAUGUAAAUAUGCAAGGUUUUUGUUAGGCAUAUCAUUACUUGAAGCAGGUCUAUGUCAUUAACAUCUGGCUGGAAUGCGUUUGGGAAACAUUUGAGAGAAGAACUUGUAACUGUUCAUAUAUAUAAAUAUAUAUAUAUAUUAUUUUUUAAUUACUGUUGGAUGCUACAGAAGAAGCAGAAGGGCUGGGCUCACCCAGCCUGCCACUUAGACUUCCAGAUUCAUGUGCAAUCAUGGAGAAUUGAACAUUCUACAUGCAAGAAACGAAGGCAUAAAAGCAGCAUUUGAAGUUGUUUAAAGGUCUUAUAAUUUGCACCAGAUAACAUCUUUCUCAUGCUUUUCUCUGUCUUUCUUGAUAUACAUCACCUCAGAUGGCUGAAGAAUGUAGACAGGCAUAAUGGUAUUGCUUUUCACCAAAAUUUGUGCACCAAGGUAAACAGGUGUUUGCCAUAUUUGUUUUUAUUUUGAGUUUGUGAAUUAGCUUUUCUCCAGGUGUUUAACUCUGAAUAUAUAUAUUUUUUGUUAUACCGCGGUAGUAUUUAUUUUUAGUGAUAAGGAUUGUAUGUGUCAUAUUUGCAAAUGCUGCUACAUCUUAGAACAGGCUUAUAGCAGUUUAUUUUGUAAUAUAUGGAAGGACUGUACAAGCUGAAGAGAAUAACGCACUUUUUCUCCCAUGUGGAAAUUUUAACAAGGCUCUGAAAUUGUACAUAUUACUUAGAAUUGGGCUUUUGUGGAUGAAAUACUGUCAUAUAAUUCUUCGGUGCUGUAGAUGAGGACAUUCCAACUCUAUGUGCCAAGAGGUCAAAAAUGCUAUGUCUGUGCUCCACUAAAGUAAUAUAAAAUCCUGGCAGCACAACAGAAAUUUUUGGUUUUAUAUGGAGAAAAUACAAACAAUUGAGACCACAAUGAUUGCAAGAAAAGCACUUUAUUAUAAUUCUGUAAACAGUAGAUUGAUGGGAACAUUUGCCCUGAACCAAGUAGGUAAUGAAACCCAGCAUGUGCAGUAUGAGUAUGAUAACUGACUGACUGAAUUUAAACCAUCAUGGUAAACACCACACUGAAAGGAAAAUGACUUUUCAUUUCUGAAGAUCUGUAUUUAGCAGGAUGUGUACAAACCUUAGCUUCGGUCUUCAUAAAGGAUCAUUUUAAUAAUAAACCUUUUGGUGCUAGGAGUUGGGAUAUUCCAAAGUUGCCAGGAAGUGCAGUAAGGGUGAGUAUGUGCCCUUGCUAAUGACAUCAGAAAACCCUGGGAUUAUUAUUGAAGUACCUUGUUAGCUCCCAUGUAGAAUGUGAUAUCACAAAGUAUUAUUGAUAGAAUUGUAUCACUUGGUAAACGACUUUUGAAAGAAGAAAUGUUCAUAUGCAGAUGCCUUAUCCUCUUGCUGUUUAAAGUUUAGAUAUCUUAGCAUGAAGAUCACUGCUGGCAGUGGAUGUGCUGAGGUGGUCAAGGGGUAGAUGGGCAUUUUAGCAAGGCAGCUAAGACAGACUCAUUCAGAUAAUUUUUCAUGUUUCUACCUAAGCAAAGUUUUACCUUUAAUAAUCAACAGAUAAGAGGUGUAUCUUUUUGUGUAUGCACUAACCCAGGGGUAGGCAACCUAUGGCACAAGUGCCAAAGGCGGCACACGAGCUGAUUUUCAGUGGCACUCUCACUGCCUGGGUCCUGGCCACCGGUCUGGGGAGCUCAGCAUUU
Mauremys mutica (yellowpond turtle) is the source of this 3741-nucleotide messenger RNA. RefSeq names its product AKT serine/threonine kinase 3 (gene AKT3). The coding region runs from base 106 to 1605 and encodes 499 amino acids. The transcript has 14 exons. Gene Ontology annotation, biological process: protein phosphorylation. Gene Ontology annotation, molecular function: protein serine/threonine kinase activity; ATP binding. The record is from RefSeq and is a predicted model, not a curated record. Lineage: Eukaryota; Metazoa; Chordata; Testudines; Geoemydidae.